AUGUUCGACAAGUCGAGAGAGAAGAAGAAGAAGAAGAAGAAGAAGAAGAAGAAGAAGAAGAAGAAGAAGAAGAAGAAGAAGAAGAAGAAGAAGAAGAAGAAGAAGAAGAAGAAGAAGAAGAAGAAGAAGAAGAAUCAUACUGAGCAGUACGUGCUUACCUCGACGCCCGAGUUGGGCUUCUUGGGGGGUCACCCCCCACCCUUCUUCUCGCCCCCAGCGCCGGAGGCAGAGCCGGCCUUGCUGGAUUGGCCAGCAGGCGAGGAAACGACGGUCACAGGACCGCCGGCCAUGUCGACUUGUAUUUUUUUUUUUUAA
This is a messenger RNA of Penicillium cataractarum, 315 nucleotides long. RefSeq lists its product as uncharacterized. The record is from RefSeq and is a predicted model, not a curated record. Lineage: Eukaryota; Fungi; Ascomycota; Eurotiomycetes; Eurotiales; Aspergillaceae. The transcript has a single exon. Bases 1 to 315 code for a protein of 104 amino acids.